This is a messenger RNA of Drosophila rhopaloa, 2075 nucleotides long. RefSeq lists its product as uncharacterized. The record is from RefSeq and is a predicted model, not a curated record. The transcript is spliced from 2 exons. Lineage: Eukaryota; Metazoa; Arthropoda; Insecta; Diptera; Drosophilidae. Bases 74 to 1945 code for a protein of 623 amino acids.
GCUACCCGCGAAAUCGUCAGAUCUAUCAAUUUCCAUUCGAAAUCGCCUUGUUCACUUUGUGGAUUCCGUAUCCAUGUUGCCAUCUGUCCAGAAUAAUGUACCAGAAUUGCUCCUGCAGCGGUCCCAGAUCGCCUUCUGUACUUCUUUCUUCCAGGGACGUCCGCGGGACCGAUUCCGGAACACCUCCACUUUGCUGUUGACGAGGAACCUCAGGUUCUACGAAUUCCGGCGUAAGGAUCUGCUGCACUACAUCGAUUUGCGGGGCACGCUACUCCAAAAGGUGGCCAGCCAACUGGAGAACUACGAUGGACCCAUGAGCCCGUUCCUGCCGAAGGAGGAGCCCACUGACGGAAGGCUGGACUGCAGCAUGCUCCAGCCGACGGACGAGCUGCCCCUCAAAUUCGGAAAGUAUGUGUGGCAGCAAGAGGAGAUCUUCCUGCUGAUUCACUGCUGGCAAGUUCUGCUGAUCCUGCGAAGACCCAAGGAGUACGGUUCCAACUUUGAACUGGUGGCAGAGCACGAGGAUGUGGUGGCUUUUCAUGUGGUUGGUGGCCCCAUUCCCUACCAGGCCGUCGUGGAGCUGAAGUUUGGCAAUGGCAAGCGGCUGUGCUGCGACUUCCAGGAUGACUCCUUGGACGAGGAGCCAAGCACCUCCGAAAAGGCCGAAUUGGCCUCCCAAAAUUGCGAGGCCCUGCUGCAGAAAGUGCACGCCGCCGAGGCGGAGCUCACCACCCAGCGUAUGCAAACCCAGAGGGACUUAGCCCUCGCCCAGGAAGUCCUGUUAUUCGGCCCGCCUGCCCAGCGAUCUCUGAUCCUGGAAGAGAAGCAGCCACUGCGGCGUUUUGGUGAUGUGUGGACCCGGAUAUGCGGCGAUUAUUUCGUUUGUGGCACCCUCCUGGUCAACGUAGCUGGCAGUCACCGCCUGAGCAUCGCUAGAGAUCUGUGUCCGGUGGUUGGUUUGGAUCCACCCAGCAAUUUUAGAAUGGAGCACCGCCUGUACGAGCUACCACUGCAGCCGGAUGGCCAGCCGCCCCUGGAUUACGACCAGCUGGCGCAGUUCUGGGCUUGCCAGGAUCAGCACAGUAGGCAGCUAAAAUGGCGGCCAGUUUCCAAGGCGGGACAGCUGCCGCCCGAGUGCUCCGCGGUGAUGGUCGUGCGUCUCCGUCUGGUCGAUCUCCUCCAGGCGGAGCAACUCCAUCUUUUGGUGCUGUACGAGAUUAAGAACUCAGCAGAGGAGGAGGCAUCCCCCAGGCAGAUGCACCUGGUUACCUUUGAUGUCAAGAAACUGUUGGAUGCGACGGAGUCCCUGGCUCCCAGUUUCUCACCCGCCACGCUGCACCAGGACUUUCUGGCCGUGAUGAUGACGCAAAGAGCACGUUGCUGCCUGAAAUUAGAGUUCCAGGCGACUGAGGACUGCGGGACAUUCGAGCAGCUGCUGGCUUCCAAGCUGCAGUUUGAGUUGAUACAAGCCCAGGAGGCGGGAAGGGAUCAGGAUUCCGACAUUCUAGACGACUCGUGCGCUGGCGCAGCCUUUCAGUCAACCUCGGCCGCCGCUGAUCCUGUCCAGCGUAUCUUCUACAACCGUCAGCCGCUGUCGCAAUGGUGUGGCGUCCUGAUCCUUCGGGAUGAUCCCGGCCAGCUGUGGCAUGUGUACGCCCAAACGGAAGACCGACUGCGCCUGCUCCAGCAUCGCCUGAUGCGCGAUCUGCUCCAGCUGCACUGCAAUGUUAAUGUUCUGGAGGUCAGUGAUCACAACCAAGCGCCCGCAGAUGUGGCCCUGGAAUUGGAGGCCAGCUUGAACGAGGAGCUGGAAGCCUGGAAGGAGGUGCUGAAGCCGGCAAGCAGUCACAAGCAGCGCCUGGAGCAACUGACGCAUCUCCACCGGGUGCAAAUGGCCAGCGAUGUGCUGGCAUCUAUGAUAAAAAGCCCAAAUGAUCCCGAAUAGCACUGCAUUCAUAUACGAAUUUUAUUUAGCGCAUGAACUACUUAUUUUUUAAGUAGGUUUUAUGAAUUUUACAUAGAUAGCGUAAAACAUUUAUACGAAAUAUAUGCCAUUUUUAUACCCUUGCAGAGUA